CGUGUCUGUCCCUGAACGGCGCCGGAGCCGGUUCCCGGGUCCAGCGGCAGAGGAGUCAGUCCCUGGGUUGUGCUCGGCCCCUGCCGGCCGCAGAGGCCGGGUCUCUCGACACAGCUCGGGGAUGUGAUUACUCGGAGGCGGCGGCGGCGGUGGCAGCGUCCGGAGCCGGGGGAGGGGUGUCUCGGGCAGAGACCCCCGGGCUCAGGGUGGCUGAGGCGGACGGGCCUCCUACCUCUGUGACCGCCUCUCUCUUUCCUGCGGGGUCACUGAAGUUCUUCGUCCCCUACAACCCUGCCUUGGCUCGGGGACACGGGCUGUCCUCGGUUUCCCCCGACUUGGGACACCCCGUUUUCUGAGGCGCGGAGGAGCGUCCCCCGGAGUAAGCCGCCUGUGUCCCGCCUCGAGAGUCUUCUCUCUCUUUCUCCCUCUCUCUCCUUUUUUAAAAUCCAAGCCUCUUGCUCCAGAUUCCGGCCCCAAGUCAAGCCACGGAAACCCCUUCCCCGCCCCCUUCAGAUCUUGCUGUCAAGUGGCUCACCCUGUCCCCCAGGUUGCUUCCGCGAGCCCCCCAUGCCCUGACUUCUUCCAAUGUCACCUACAGCCCAUUUGGUCUCAGUGCAGCCACAAACUUUAAUGCAAAGGAAAAGUCUCGAUUGGUUUCACAGGCCUUUUAAAAAGCGGACUUAAAAGUUGCUGGCAAUGCAUUCCUUCUCGUCAGAGUGGAGAGCAAGCUUUGGCUGAAACCUGGGUGACCCGUGUCCUUUUCCGGAGAGCGAGGGAGGGAAGGGAGAGCCUCUGGCCGGAGGCUUGUCGGAAGAUGGAGAGACAAAGAUAGGGGGUUGGUGACUUCCACCGGAGGAAGCCUCCCAAGACGGUCCACGGUUCCUUUAUGCACUAGUAUUGUUGACUCUUCAAUACCCAGUGAAUGUUUCUGUUUGUUUUUCUUUUUCUUUUUGAGAAGAAACGUAUGCAGCCCACAGAAUAUAUACUUAAAAUCAAGGAACGUGGAUAGUACCAUUGCAGUUAGAUUACUGCAAAUGGAUACACCUCGAAAAUAAUUCAAACUCUUGUUUACAUGAGUCAAACCAAGACUGCGUCCUUUUGCUAUGGAAGUUUUCUUUCUGUGAUUGGCCUCCGUGAUAGACUUGGGAGAUGCGUUGAUGUGAAGUCCCAUGCAUGUACUGGUUCCUGCUAAGCCCACUGACCGUUCUGGAAGAUCUUGAACCUCUUCUGGCAAGGGGUGCCUAUUACUGCUUUAUGGGGCAACAGCCUGGAAAAGUUCUCGGGGACCAAAGAAGGCCAAGUUUGCCCGCCCUGCACUUUAUCAAAGGAGCAGGGAAGAAGGAGUCAUCGAGGCAUGGGGGUCCACACUGCAAUGUUUUUGUGGAACAUGAAGCCCUACAGAGGCCAGUAGCAUCUGACUUGGAGCCCCAGGGUCUCAGUGAAGCAGCCCGAUGGAACUCCAAGGAAAGCCUCCUCGCCGGGCCCAGCGAAAAUGACCCCAACCUUUUUGUUGCACUGUAUGAUUUUGUGGCCAGUGGUGACAACACCCUAAGCAUAACUAAAGGUGAAAAGCUCCGGGUCUUAGGUUAUAAUCACAACGGAGAGUGGUGUGAAGCUCAAACCAAAAAUGGCCAAGGAUGGGUCCCCAGCAACUACAUCACCCCCGUCAACAGCCUGGAGAAGCAUUCCUGGUACCACGGGCCCGUGUCCCGAAAUGCUGCUGAGUAUCUGCUGAGCAGCGGGAUCAACGGCAGCUUCCUAGUGCGGGAGAGCGAGAGCAGCCCCGGCCAGAGGUCCAUUUCACUGCGCUAUGAAGGGAGAGUGUACCACUACAGGAUCAACACUGCUUCUGAUGGCAAGCUCUACGUCUCCUCUGAGAGCCGCUUCAACACUCUGGCUGAGUUGGUUCACCAUCAUUCCACCGUGGCUGAUGGCCUCAUCACCACACUGCACUACCCGGCCCCUAAGCGGAACAAGCCCACCGUCUACGGUGUGUCCCCCAACUACGACAAGUGGGAGAUGGAGCGCACAGACAUCACCAUGAAGCACAAGCUGGGCGGAGGCCAGUACGGGGAGGUGUACGAGGGCGUGUGGAAGAAGUACAGCCUGACGGUGGCUGUGAAGACCUUGAAGGAGGACACCAUGGAGGUGGAGGAGUUCCUGAAGGAGGCUGCAGUGAUGAAGGAGAUCAAACACCCGAACCUGGUGCAGCUGCUAGGGGUGUGUACCCGGGAGCCUCCCUUCUAUAUCAUCACUGAGUUUAUGACCUACGGAAACCUGUUGGACUACUUGCGAGAGUGUAACCGACAGGAGGUGAGCGCCGUGGUACUGCUGUACAUGGCCACGCAGAUCUCGUCAGCCAUGGAGUACCUGGAGAAGAAAAACUUCAUCCACAGAGAUCUUGCUGCCCGGAACUGCCUGGUUGGGGAAAACCACUUGGUGAAGGUGGCAGAUUUUGGCCUGAGCAGGUUGAUGACAGGGGACACCUAUACAGCCCACGCAGGAGCCAAGUUCCCCAUCAAGUGGACUGCACCUGAGAGCCUGGCCUACAACAAGUUCUCCAUCAAGUCUGACGUCUGGGCAUUCGGAGUCUUGCUCUGGGAAAUUGCUACCUACGGCAUGUCACCUUACCCGGGAAUUGACCUGUCCCAGGUAUACGAGCUGCUGGAGAAGGACUACCGCAUGGAGCGCCCUGAAGGUUGCCCAGAGAAGGUCUACGAGCUCAUGCGAGCAUGUUGGCAGUGGAAUCCCUCUGACCGGCCCUCCUUUGCUGAGAUCCAUCAAGCCUUUGAGACGAUGUUCCAGGAAUCCAGUAUCUCAGAUGAAGUGGAAAAGGAACUGGGGAAGCAAGGCGUGAGAGGAGCUACCAGCACCAUGCUGCAGGCCCCAGAGCUGCCCACCAAGACCAGGACUUCCAGGAGAACUGCCGAGCAGAAAGAUGCCACCACUGAUGUGUCUGAGCCCUCCCACGCCAAGGGCCAGGGAGAGAGUGAUCUCCUGGACCAUGAGCCCGCCGUGUCCCCACUGCUUCCGCGCAAGGAGCGUGGGCCUCCAGAUGGCGGCCUCAACGAAGAUGAGCGCCUUCUUCCCAAAGACAAGAAGACCAACCUGUUCAGCGCCUUGAUCAAGAAGAAGAAGAAAAUGGCUCCAACCCCUCCCAAGCGCAGCAGCUCCUUCCGGGAGAUGGACGGCCAGCCAGAGCGCAGGGGGACCAAUGAGGAAGAGAGCAGGGAGAUCAGCAACGGGACAGCGGCUCUUCCCCCCUCAGACGCCGUGGAGUCCGUCAAGUCCCCGAAGCCCAGCAACGGGGCUGGUGUCCCCAAUGGCGCCUUCCGGGAGCCAGGCAGCUCAGGCUUCCGCUCCCCCCACCUGUGGAAAAAGUCCAGCACACUGACCAGUAGCCGGCUGGCAGCCGGAGAGGAGGAGAGUGGCAGCAGCUCCAGCAAGCGCUUCCUGCGGUCCUGCUCAGCCUCCUGUAUGCCCCACGGGGCCAAGGACACAGAGUGGAGGUCAGUCACACUGCCUCGGGACCUGCCGUCUGCUGGCAAGCAGUUUGACUCAGCCACCUUCGGAGGGCACAAGAGCGAGAAGCCAGCCUUGCCUCGGAAGCGGGCCAGCGAGACCAGGUCUGAGCAGGUGGCCAGAGGUACAGUGACACCGCCGCCCCGGCUGCUGAAGAAGGGGGAGGAGGCUGCUGAUGAGGUCUUCAGGGACACGGAGUCCAGCCCAGGCUCCAGCCCUCCCAGCGUGACUCCCAAGCUCCUCCGUCGACAGGUCACUGCUGGGCCUUCUUCCGGCCCACCCCAUAAGGAGGAGGCCAGCAGGGGCAGCGCCUUAGGGACUCCUGCUGCAGCUGAGCCAACGCCCCCCAGCAGCAGGGUGGGCUUCAGCAAGGCCCCUGCCGAGGAGUCCCGUGUCAGAAGGCACAAGCACUGCUCUGAGUCCCCGGGGAGGGACAAGGGGCGGCUGUCUAAGCUCAAACCUGCCCCUCCACCUCCCCCAGCCUCAGCGGGAAAAGCUGGGAAAUCUACCCCGAGCCCCAGCCAGGAAGCCGCUGGGGAGGCAGGUGGUGGCACCAAGACAAAAUGUGCUGGUCUGGCUGCGGAUGCUAUGAACAGUGAUGCCAUCAAGCCUGGCCCGCUAGGAGAGGGUCUCAAAAAGCCUGUGCCGCCAUCUGUGCCAAAGCCACAGUCAGCCACCAAGCCACCGGGGACCCCCACUAGCCCAGGCCCCACAGCCUCCACACUGCCAGCAGCCUCCUCAGCCCUGGCUGGGGACCAGCCAUCUUCUGCUGCCUUCAUCCCUCUCAUAUCGACCCGUGUGUCUCUUCGGAAGACCCGCCAGCCGCCAGAGCGCAUUGCUAGUGGCACCAUUACCAAGGGUGUAGUUCUGGACAGCACUGAGGCCCUAUGCCUUGCCAUCUCUAGGAACUCGGAGCAGAUGGCCAGCCACAGUGCUGUGCUGGAGGCCGGCAAAAACCUGUACACGUUCUGUGUGAGCUAUGUGGAUUCCAUCCAGCAGAUGAGGAACAAGUUCGCCUUCCGCGAGGCCAUCAACAAGCUGGAGAACAACCUCCGGGAGCUUCAGAUCUGCCCCGCGACUGCCGCCAGCGGCCCAGCAGCCACCCAGGACUUCAGCAAGCUCCUCAGCUCCGUGAAGGAGAUCAGUGACAUCGUUCAGAGGUAGCAGAAGCCAGAGUCCCUCCAGCUUCAGCUGCUGCAGCCCCCAGGGCUCUCCAUGCCCAAGUCGAUCUGACAGGACCAGGUAGCUGGUGACUUGGCCCAGAGGGCUCUGUGCCAGGCAGAGCUCGGGCCUGCUGGAGCCAGCCUGCUACCUAUGUUGUGCACCAACUGCCCUGCACCCUUCCCUCUCCUCCCCUCCCCAGCCCAGGCACCCUGAGCCACCUCUGUCCUCAUCUUGUGUCUGUGGACUUCCCACACUUGGACUGCAGCUAGCAUGUCAAGCUUGUUCCCACCGCUGACUCAGACCCAGCUCUUGUGCCGGCUGGGAUCGCCCAGGAGGACUGUCCUUUCCGUGCUCCUCUCAUGACCUCCUCUCCUGGCAGUGCCUUCUGUGUCACCAAGGCUUUGUGCACUGUCACCUCUUCUGUGCAGGAAGCCCUGUGCUGGCUGUCUUUGUACCUGUCGUGCCGGAGACCCAUCCCAGGAAGGGGGUGCACACCAUUGUGACCACCCAGUCACUCCACCCAUGGCCUGGUGUGGUAUAUUCAUCAUUUGUUUUUAUGUGUGUGAAUGACAAGUGCUCAUUUGAGGAGAUUAUGGGGGGCCCAGAUAGGUGGGUGCUGAAGAGAAUGGAGCUGGGGAGUGUGUCCUGUCACCUGUCCUCCUGUGUGUGCAUUGCAAAUCCUGGAUAGAAAGCUUGAGUCCCAGGUGGCAGACACUGGCUGGCCUUGGCCCUUUGCACACUUCCAGUGCCCCAGAGGCCCCCCUCCCCCUCCCUUGCUCCUCUAAACCAGGUCAGUCCUUUCAGGGUUCUUGCCUUGGUGACAAGAUGGUCUGGUGUUUGGCAGUUCUUGGGCACUUCAAAGCUCUGUGCAGACAGCCGGGAAGGCCUAACAGUGACCAAGGGCCUUACAGACGUGGGCCUCAGCUUGAAACUGUAGCGUACUUACCAAGAGUAGCACUCAGCCCAGAGGCCCUUUUGGCCCCCCCAGCGUGAGCUGAGAGAACUGGCCCAGGAGCUGCCUCCCUUCCCCAGGCAGCCAAGACUACAGCUGAGGACAGGAAAGGACACUUGGGUCUCCUUAACCAUGACCCAGAAUGGCCAACCAAAGAGUGGGCAUCUGUCUAGAGAAACACCUCCUGCUCCCUGCACCCCGCCUCCCCAAGCCAGCCGCCUCCCACGGCCAGUUUCAACACUAAUCACCUAGAUUCGUUUUAUUUUUCUGGUAGAGAUGUUUCCUCUGGGCUGUCCUCCGUGGUUCUCCUUGUCCCGAUGGCUCUCCCGUAGCCCGAGGGAGGCGGUGCCACACCACCAGCGGCCUUGCUGAGCCAGACGGCCUCCACCCCCAUGGUCCAUCCCUGAGGUACUGGCCUGUUGUUGCUCACGUGACGUGCCACUAUAUUUGCAUUUAUACUUUGAUAUACACUCUUUAUAGACUUGCUUUUUUAUAAACAAUGUGUAAAUAGUUUGCCACUGCCUCCCUUCUGGAAUGCCAGUGGUGUGCCCCCUUUUCCUCAGUCCAGUACAUUUGUUUCUGUAUAUGACUCUUGUGUUUUUUGAAUCCAGAUCUCUCCUCUGUAGUAUUUUUUAAAUAAAUGUUUACAGAAUGA
Messenger RNA from Jaculus jaculus (lesser Egyptian jerboa), 6293 nucleotides. It is a transcript of the gene Abl1, whose product is annotated as ABL proto-oncogene 1, non-receptor tyrosine kinase. Gene Ontology annotation, cellular component: signaling receptor complex. The transcript is spliced from 11 exons. Bases 1174 to 4686 code for a protein of 1170 amino acids. Gene Ontology annotation, molecular function: transmembrane receptor protein tyrosine kinase activity; ATP binding; protein binding. The record is from RefSeq and is a predicted model, not a curated record. NCBI's taxonomy places the organism in Eukaryota, Metazoa, Chordata, Mammalia, Rodentia, Dipodidae. Gene Ontology annotation, biological process: regulation of apoptotic process; protein phosphorylation; multicellular organism development.